AUGGAUGAGGGGCCGCUCAAGGACCGGCUCGCCUCGUGCUCAGAAAAGGAGAUGAAGCGCAGCGAUUGGAGCAUCUCGCAUCGCGGAGGCGGAACUCUGCAGUUCCCGGAGCACACCUAUGACUCUAUCAUGGCCGGGACUCGCAUGGGCGCCGGCAUCCAGGAGUGCGACGUGACCUUCACCAAGGACAAGCAGCUCGUGUGCCGCCAUGCCCAGUGCGACCUGCACACCACAACCAAUGUGGUCGCAAUCCCCGAGCUCAACGCCAAGUGCACCGUCCCAUUCCGGCCCGCAGCCAACGGCACCGCCGCCACUGCCAAGUGCUGCACGUCCGACUUCACCCUGGCCGAGAUCAAGACGCUCUGCGCCAAGAUGGACGCGUCCGACCCCACGGCCACCACCCCGGCCGCCUACCUCGGCGGCACCCCGGGCUACCGAACCGACCUCUACGCCAAAACCUGCGGCCGCGUGCUGACGCUCCGCGAGUUCAUCGACAUUGUCGACGACCUAGGGCUCAAGUUCACUCCUGAACUCAAAACCCCCGAAGUGCCGAUGCCGUUCGGCGGGCCAGGCAGCGACUACACGCAGGCCAAGUUCGCGCAGCAGAUGAUUGACGAGUUCAAGACGGCCGGGAUUAAACCUGAGCGGGUCUGGCCGCAGUCAUUCCUCUACGACGAUCUCCUGUACUGGCUCAAGGCGGAGCCAAAGUGGGCCAAGCAGGCUGUCUACCUGGACGAGACCGGCGACACGCCGGUGAGCAUGCCAACGGCGAUAGCCAACCUCGCGAAGUACGCCAAGGAUGGGGUCAAGAUUGUCGCGCCGCCUCUGCCGUAUCUUGUGGCGGUGGAGAAUGGCAAGAUUGUUCCCAGCGAGUAUGCGCGGACUGCGAAGAAGCUGGGGUUGAAGAUCAUUACUUGGAGUUUGGAGCGGAGUGGGUGGUUGGGGGAUGGGUCGCAUGGCGGUUAUUACUAUGCCAGCAUUGCGAAUGUUACCGAUAAUGAGGGGGAUGUUUACAAUCUGUUGCAUGUCCUGCACAAGGAUGUGGGAGUGUUGGGUGUCUUUUCAGAUUGGAGCGCCACGGUGACAUAUUACGCCAAUUGCUUCGGUCUGUUUUGA
Canariomyces notabilis is the source of this 1116-nucleotide messenger RNA. RefSeq names its product PLC-like phosphodiesterase. Gene Ontology annotation, biological process: lipid metabolic process. Gene Ontology annotation, molecular function: glycerophosphodiester phosphodiesterase activity. The transcript is spliced from 2 exons. Bases 1 to 1116 code for a protein of 371 amino acids. Lineage: Eukaryota; Fungi; Ascomycota; Sordariomycetes; Sordariales; Chaetomiaceae. The record is from RefSeq and is a predicted model, not a curated record.